Messenger RNA from Papaver somniferum (opium poppy), 1141 nucleotides. RefSeq lists its product as uncharacterized. The transcript is spliced from 3 exons. The record is from RefSeq and is a predicted model, not a curated record. Bases 140 to 679 code for a protein of 179 amino acids. Lineage: Eukaryota; Viridiplantae; Streptophyta; Magnoliopsida; Ranunculales; Papaveraceae.
CUAGAAAAAUCUAGGGUUGCAGGUAAUAAUAACAACUCAAGGAAAUGCAGACACAAAACAAAAACAGAUACACCAAAGAAGAAAAAGAAGUGACUGAAAAACAAAUUUUCUAGGGUUCGAGAAUCUUGAUUUACACAACAUGGAAACAUCAUCUUGUGAUAUGGAGAUGGACACGGCAAUGGAAAUGGAGAAUUCAUCAAACACAACAAAAAUGACCAAUCAGAACAACAUUCAAGAUAGUAGAACCUUACUAUCAAUGGCUCGACAGCUUAUUUCUGAAGGCAGAGCUUCUCUUGCUCUUCAAGCGGUGGUUACAGCAGUGAAGUCAGAAGGAGGUGAUCAAGCUGUAUUCAAUACAUUGCAUCGUGCUCGUGAGUUGUACAGAAACAAGUUGCAAGCAAAUUCUGCCGCAGAUCAACUGGCUUCAUUGUUUGCUGAGUGUGUAAUUGCUGAAGCAAAUCCGUUGGGAGCUGCAUCACCAGCGUCUUACACUGGGCAAAGAGCUCUGAUUAUUACACCAGAUGCUAAUGGGGACUCCAUACUUGCAAAAAGUGGCAGAAAGCAAAUUAUGUUGGAUGCAUUUUCUGAUGGAAGCAGCUUUAUCUGUUUACAGUGUGGGGGGCUUGUGAGUAACAAUCGCAAGGAUGAACACCUUGCGUACUGGUGUUGCAAAAUUUGACUGCCUUCAGAAGAAACAAUUGAAGCCUCAUAGUAAGCAAAGGGCUAUACGGAUCAGCAACGAGCUCGUAUUACACAGACAAGUAAUAUCUACUGCUAGCUUCGUCGCUAAUCCAUAUACGCUCUUUGGUUACUUACCCUACCAGUGCUGAUAACAAAAAAGACCAAUAGUACCAUAAAGAUUAAAGAUUUAAAUAGGUGAGUGGGAGUUGGAGGAAAGAAUUCCCAGCAAUUGAGCUAGCACACGCAAUUCUGGGCGGAUAUGAAAUUCCCACCAGGCAAUAAAACUCUUCCACAUAAGUAAGGCGAAGUUGACGAUUGGGAUUGAGAAGGAGAAGCCUCACACAAGGCAACACUGACCUCUCUGAGAAGAAAUUUAAUUGUAUGGUGUUUUAUUUGAUAAUUUUUGACUCUUAAUGUCACCCAUGAAUAGUUCUUUUCAAUUGACACUAUUAUUACUCUA